AUGGUGGAAGCACUCAUAUUGAGAGUAGCUAAACUUGUGGAUGAUUUCCCAGAGGGUGGACAAUUAUGGGGCGCUGGCGGCGAAUUGUCCAAGCUGAAGAAAACCUUUUCCUUUCUCCAAAGUAUAGUGCCUGAUGCGGAAAAGCUGAGAUUCGGAGAACAGGGGGAAAUCGGACAAUGGCUUGGCAAUCUCAAAGAUGCUUUCUAUGAUGCGGAGGACUUACUCGAAGAAUGGAACCUGGAAGUUAUGCAAUUACGAGAAUCGCCGAGCAAAGAUGAGAAGUUGAAGCAUGUAAUUCCCUCCUCCUCUUCGCCUUCUAAAAAACCUGAUUUAAGGCUGAAGAUGAGCGCCCGUGCGAAGAAAAUCAGGAAGAGAAUAGAAGCCAUCGCUGCCAGAGGGAGGGAUUUGGGCUUGCGAGAGUGCGCGGAGGUUGUGCGGGUAGAGAGAAGAGAGUGGUUGGACUCCUUUGUGUACGAUGAUGAGAUUAUAGGGAGAGAGGAUGCUAAAAGCGCAAUUAUGAAGUUUUUGUUAGACUCUGACACUGAUGACCAAAUUUCUUUCUUUAUAAUAAGGGGUGAGAGUGGGAUUGGAAAGACGGCUCUUGCUCGAUGUCUAUACGAAGAUGACAUGGUCAAGAAUCAUUUCGAUUUAAGGAUAUGGGUCUGUGUGGGUGACAACUUCCACGAUCUCGAAACGGAAGUGCGAAAAUUCAGACGAAGAAAGACAACAGAGAGAGCAGAUGACAUGGAGCAAUUGCGAAAAUAUCUCCUAGUUAUUGACGAUCUGCGGUAUGUGGAUCCUAAACAAUGGGAGAGCUUGAAAAGUUUAUUGAUGGGAGGUGCCCUAGGAAGCAAGAUUCUGAUAACUACAAGCAGUGUUUACAUUGUGGACCGUAUGAGUACAUCCCCAUCUUAUUGUCUUGAGGCCCUUCCAAUAGAGUCGUCUUUUGAUUUAUUGAUGAGAAUGGCUUGUCAGGAAGAAGAAGAGACUAGAAAUCCAACUAAGGUAGAUAUCGGGAGGCAGAUAGUCAAAAAGUGUGGUGGAAUCCCUUUGGCAAUACGAAUGAUUGGAAGUCUAUUAUUCUUCGAGAAAACUGAAGCUGAGUGGUCUAAUUUUAAGGACGAGAUUCCAGAAUUUUCUGGAAAUUUUCCUCUGUUAAGUUCAAUACUUGAGCUUAGUUAUCGUCUUCUCCCAUGCCAUCUAAGACAGUGCUUUGCCUUCUGUUCAUUGUUUCCCACAGACUGGGCGAUUGAUAAACAAAAAUUGACGAGUCUCUGGAUGGCAGCAGGAUUUAUCCAGCCCAUAGACAACAUAGAUCAGGAUAUAGAAGAUGUUGCUCAUGCCUAUUUCAUGGAUCUACUCAGGAGGAAUUUCUUUCAAGACUGCAUUAAAGAUGAACUUGGAAAUGUGAUGUCUUGUAGGAUGCAUCGUUCAGUAUAUGACAUGGCACGCCAUGUUGCUGGAACUGAGUAUGAAAGAAUUGAUCGUUCAUGGUCACGCCUUAAAGAAAGAACUCAUCAUAUAUUGUGGAAUUCAACUUUAUAUUUAUCAGAGGGAGAUCUAAAUAUACACACAGCAUAUCGUCUGAGGACAUUCAUCAAAACUAGUCAAAGAAAAAGCUCAAGGUUUGGAACUCAAAUAGGUGAAAGAACUCUUCACAAAUUAAUUUCUAGUUUCAAGUUCUUAUGUGCCUUGGAUUUGCAUGACAGUAGUAUUGAGAAGUUGCCGAGUUCUAUUUGUGAGCUGAAGCAUCUGACAUUUCUAGAUCUCUCUGAAAAUGAAGGAAUCGUAAGGCUUCCUGAUUCUGUGACAAGAUUGGAAACCUUGCAAGUACUUAAACUCAAUAUGUGUUACAAGCUGAAAGAAUUGCCAAGGGAUAUCAGAAAAUUGGUCAACCUCAGGCAACUGGAGAUUAGCAACUGUAAUGCCCUAUCUUAUAUGCCACAAGGAAUGGGCAAGUUGACACUUUUGCGCACACUAACGGAUUUCAUUUUACCCGGGGACAACUCUCGCCCAGAGAAUUACAGUGGGCUAGGGGAGUUGAACAGGUUAAACCAUUUGAGAGGAAGCCUCAGAAUUGAAGUUAAGGGUGAAAUAAAAGAUACAGUAGCAGAAUCAAAUGCUGCGAACUUGAAGGAGAAGAAUUCCUUAGUUUCACUAGUAUUAGUGUGUGCCGGAAAAGAAGGUGAUGAAGUUUUACUUACGGAGCUGCGGCCAAGCUUAAAUCUUCGAAGCUUAGAAAUAAGAGGCUAUGGGGGUGCAGGGUUUCCAAGCUGGAUAUCUCACAUGCCUAAGUUGGUUGAGCUACGGUUGUUUCAUUGCGCAGCAUGCAAAAGUCUCCCACCACUUGGUGAGCUUACUAGCCUCAAGCGUUUGGAAAUUGGUGCGCUACCUGUAGUGGAGUACAUAGAGAGUGAUCUUCACGCCCUUUCAUCACUUCCUAAUCUCUCUGCACUGAGGAUAUGGGAAAGUCCUAUUUUGGAACGGAUUCCACCACUUCUAGAUCUUAAGGAGUUGGAAAGUUUCCCUGUGGAGUCGUUGCAGACCUCAUUUGCCACAACUGAACAGGUAAUUGGUAUUGAUGAUCGAGUGAAGGAGGUAAUCAAGUUAUUGGCAAUAGAAGAUGAUGGGGGUGAACCACGCAUGGUUGGAAUCCAUGGAACUAACGGAAUUGGCAAGACAACUAUUGUGAAGGCCGUAUACAACCGAAUCUCCUCUUGUUUCGAUAGUUGUAGCUUUCUCACAGAGAUUGGUGAAAAAGCACAAAUUAAUGGCGGUAUCCAGUUUCUGCAAACUAAGUUGAUACAUGAUAUUCUUGAUCGAGAUGGCGAUGUUGCUUCUUUUGAAGGAGGAAUCAAGUUUUUCGUGGAUGUAUUCAGCAACAUAAAAGCUCUUAUUGUCCUAGAUGAUGUGGAAGAACAGUCUCAUCUUUAUGAUCUAGUUGGUAACCGGCUUGAGUGGUUUGGUCCUGGAAGUCGGAUAAUUGCUACAUCAGAAAAUCGUGGAAUUCUCGAAACAUAUGCUUUUACAGAAAGGCCUAAUAUCUAUGAUGUGGAUAAGAUGGAUAAUGAUCGAGCUCUUGAACUUUUCCGCAGGCAUGCUUCAAUACCUUGGUAUCCUGAAAUUGGGAAGCGCAUUGUCAAAGCCACGGGGCAGGUUCCAUUUGUUAUUGAAGUUAUCGGUUCACUUCUACAUGGAAAAACAAUAGAAGAUUGGAGGAAGAUGGAGGACUUGAUAAAACCACACUCUCGAGAGAUCUUGAAGGAUUGUAGGGAGAUUUCGAAAAUCUGUUAUGAAGCAUUAGAUGAUAUGCAGGAACAAAUAUUUUGGGACAUAGCAUGGUUUGCCAGUGGCGUGGAUAGCCAAAUUGUGUCAUAUAUGUGGCCUGAUCUAGAUCUUUUGCCUUCUUACCAAGUUUUCAUGCCCCUAGCAAAAAUUGGAGAAGACAACAUGCUGCAGAUGCAUAAAUUGUUGAAGCGCCUCUGCAGAACUAUAGAUCAAGAAGAAACUAAGCUCAGUAGACGGUACAUGCAUGUUACAGGCCUGGAAGGAAUCAACGAGAAAGAGGUAAAGGCUAUUGGUUCAAUGGUUUGUUUUCUUCUGUAAAAUGAAAGCCUUGACGCUUGAGGUGUAAUUUGUUAUCGAGUUUCUUCAGUUAUUUUGCCAUCUAUAGGUCUUCUUUUCAUGCAUAGAAAAGAAAGCACCUUAGUCCUUAUCACAUAGUAAAAUUUUGUCAUUGUGCUUUAUAGCUUUCGAUUGAUUUGUUACUCUUGGCAAAUGUAGGGAAUGAGAGAGGUAGAAGCCCUUUGCUUUGACUUUAAAAAUCUUCAUCCCAAUACAUUUACAGAAAGCGAUCUCAAGAGCAUGCCAAGGGUAAGGUUCCUGAAAUUGGAUCAUGCAAGUAUGACUGGAAAUUUGGCAAAUGUAUUUCCGAAGUUGAGGUGGCUUCGUUGGCAAGGGUGCUUGACAGAUUUCGUAGCAACAGAAUUUAGUCUGAUGGAACUGGUCAUUCUUGAUCUUUCAUGGAGCAAGGUCACCGAAGACUGGGGAGGUUGGAGGUUAAUCAAGAUGGAGCAAUUGAAAGUCUUAAAUCUCACCGGUUGUACUGACUUACUGAUAAGUCCUAAAUUUUCUAGCUUUCCAAAUUUGGAGAUUCUGAUUCUAGAGCGAUGCUCUCAGUUGGUCCAUUUGGAUCCUUCGGUCGGGAGUCUCAAAAAAUUGCUUCGCCUGAAUUUGAAGUCCUGCAUUGAACUCAACAGGUUGCCUGAAGAAGUGGGUGCCUUGAAAGCUUUGAAAGAGCUCCUCAUUGAUGAGACUUCUGUGCGUAUUAUUCCCUUGGGAAGUGAUUCAAAGGAACUUGAAACUCUUUCUGCCUCCAAUUGCGUGUCAUUGAGUCUCCCCAAUGGAGUUGGAGAGCUGGUAAAACUCCGACGCUUGUCAUUGAGGAAUUGUCAUUGGAUACGAAAACUUCCAGUGUCCAUUGGCCAAAGCCCUUUAGAGGAGCUGGAUAUUUCGGGAACAGGCAUUUUUGAAUUGCCAGAUUCCUUUGGUAAUUUGCGGAGGUUGAGAGUGUUAAAGAUGGACCAUUGCUUCAUAAGCAAGUUUCCUAGUUUUAUUUGGCAUCUACAUAGCAUUGAAGAACUACAUGCCUCCUCGUGUAUGAAUAUAGAAGGAGAGAUUCCUGGAGAUAUUAGGAAUUUGAAAAAUCUGAGGAUCUUGAGAUUGCGUAAUUCGUCUAUUUCCAGCCUACCUUCUGAAAUCGAGCAUCUUCCGAAGCUGGAGACUCUUGAUGUACUUCACUGCGACAUGCUUCAUGAGUUGCCAGCACUUCCCUCUAGUUUGGUUAUUGUGCAUUUGUGUCCAGAAUUGAA
Messenger RNA from Eucalyptus grandis, 4871 nucleotides. RefSeq names its product disease resistance protein RGA2-like. The record is from RefSeq and is a predicted model, not a curated record. The transcript is spliced from 2 exons. Gene Ontology annotation, biological process: defense response to other organism. Bases 1 to 3606 code for a protein of 1201 amino acids. Gene Ontology annotation, molecular function: ADP binding. NCBI's taxonomy places the organism in Eukaryota, Viridiplantae, Streptophyta, Magnoliopsida, Myrtales, Myrtaceae.